Messenger RNA from Coregonus sp. 'balchen', 1262 nucleotides. NCBI's taxonomy places the organism in Eukaryota, Metazoa, Chordata, Actinopteri, Salmoniformes, Salmonidae. The record is from the annotation of a GenBank genome assembly.
AUGUCAGAGAUCCAGGAUCCGAAAUCUGUACAGGACCUGACUGGGGUGGUGAGUCUUAUUACCUAGCUAGCUAACGUUUCCAAAUCCUUGCCAUAUCCUAUCCGACUUGAAAACCGUCCUCAGAACUAGCUAGCGUUAGCUAACUUAACUACCAGCAGGCUGGCUAACGUUAUCUAAAGUUCUGCUAUAACAUAUUUUUUCCCCAUUCGUUUUUGUAGCUUAUCAAACAGUAACUUUCCAGAAUGAAAUAGUUGCAGUCGAAAAUUCUGUUUAGCUACAUUACCUUUGUUUUAAUCCUGUUUAGCUAGCUAGCUACAGCUAUUAUUCUUGAAAUGGAACUGGAAUUAGCUAGCUUGCUAUCUAACUAAAUGUAAUUGUGUUCCGGCAUGUAGCUACAUUUUACAUUUUGUUUGUUGGGGACAAACUGCAAGUCUCCAUGGUUUCCAUGGUAUCAGCGGUGGAGGCAGCACCCUGUUGAGUAGGCAUCGGAAGCAGCUUAACGCCCACAAAGUUCAGUAGUAUACAUGCAUGCACCACGAUUCUGCAAUGCUACAGGAUAGAAACGUGUCUGCCCACACAUUGCAACAAACAGUAGUGACAAAAUGUUCUGUCCACCUCUCCUCUCUCCUUCUCUGCAGGUCCAGACACUGCUGCAGCAGAUGCAGGAUAAAUUCCAGACCAUGUCAGACCAGAUCAUUGGAAGAAAUAUCCUGCCUUCACAAUUUCAAUGCUAUUUUUCUAUGGUUCAAUCAAAGACAGACUUUAAGAAUGACACAGUUUUACGUUACAAUUUAAUUUGAUUUCUCAUGGCCUCAUCUAAUGAUAUCAAUGAUUGCAUGGUUUGAUCAUUCAGAUACAUGUAAUGCACUCAAUCCUGGCAGUCUUGUCAGCCGGUUUGAAGCAAUUGUGUAAAAUAAUCAAUCACAUUUUUAUUUGUCACAUGCUUCGUAAACAACAGGUGUAGACUAACAGUGAAAUGUAAAAACUUUUGCUAACAUUUCAAAAAUACAGAACUGUAAAAAGCAGACAGAUUGGGUCAAAGGAAUUGGUACUACAUAGUUCUAUGGAUGGGAGUUAGGGAUAUUUUGUAUACUAGGCAUGGUAACCUGAAUGUUGUUCCCACUUCCUUGACGAGAGUACUCGAUGAGAUGAGUGGCCGCAUCGAUGACCUGGAGAAGAACAUUGGUGACCUGAUGACCCAGGCUGGGGUGGAGGAGAUGGAGGCAGAGAACAAGGUCAAGGAGGAACAGGGCUCUGCUUAA